This is a messenger RNA of Episyrphus balteatus (marmalade hoverfly), 2479 nucleotides long. RefSeq lists its product as uncharacterized. The transcript is spliced from 2 exons. The record is from RefSeq and is a predicted model, not a curated record. NCBI's taxonomy places the organism in Eukaryota, Metazoa, Arthropoda, Insecta, Diptera, Syrphidae. Bases 633 to 1955 code for a protein of 440 amino acids.
AAGUUGAGCUUCCAUUCAAACCAUAAACAAAAAAUACCAAGACUGGAAACUCGGCGGUCAACUGACGUUUGCCUACAAGCUGCGAGGUGUGGUGAAAGUCGUGAACCUACCGUUGUGUUCGUGUCCGAUGUGUGGGGAAUGUCGUGAAUCUAUAAAUGUGUGCGUCAUUUACCAACGUGGUGGCUUUCACAUAUAUUCACAAACAGCACUGUACACAAAAGGGUUUUGGGGGGAAAGACGUACGAAAGUUUCCAGUCUUGGUAUUUUUUGUUUAUGCUGGCAAUAGUUACAAAGAGAAAUGGGAAUUUGAGAGAGCAUGUGAAAAAAGAAAAACAUACUCGUAGACGAACUGGUUGUUGGAAGUGGUUAGUGCCAUAAACAAAAAAUACCAAGACUGGAAACUCGGCAGUCAACUGACGUUUGCCUACAAGCUGCGAGGAGUGGUGAAUGUCGUGAACCUAUCGUUGUGUUCGUGUUGUUUAUGAUUCAAACCAUCAACUAACUUCGACUUUGGAGAUUCUCUGGGUACGGCUUCAGCUCGUUUUCAUGCGAUUGAACGAAAAUUCAAUUUUAACCCAAAUCUGAAAACGGAAUAUUCGAAAUUCAUCCAUGAAUACAUCUCUCUUGGACAUAUGGAAGAAAACCCUUCCAACGAAAUUAAAAAUUCUCCAAACUACUAUUUGCCUCAUCACGCAAUCUUUAAAGAAUAUAGUAGUACUACAAAAAUUCGUGUCGUGUUUGAUGCGUCCGCGAAAACUAGCUCUUCAAACUCUUUAAACGAAACUCUUCUUGUCGGCCCUACCAUCCAGCGCGAUAUUUUCUCAAUCUGUUUAAGAUCUCAUCAACAUGCCUAUCUUAUGACUGGAGACAUUGAAAAAAUGUAUAGGCAAAUCUGGGUUGCUCGAAAACACAUAGAUUUCCAACGAAUAGUCUGGCGCGAUAGCCCAAAUGAACAGUUAAAACAUUUUCGUCUUCUCACCGUUACGUACGGAACAGCUGCAGCUCCAUUUUUAGCCACUCGAGUUUUAAAACAGUUAGCUGCUGAUUCUUCGGUAACUCAUCCUCGAGCAUCAAAGAUUCUCUUGGAAGAUUUUUACGUUGAUGAUGUCAUCACUGGCUCCGAUACCAUUGACGAAAUCAUAUCGCUUCAGACGGAACUAGUCGGACUAUUGAAAUCAGCUGGAAUAAAUCUUAGAAAGUGGACUACUAAUUGUUGGCCACUUUUGAUUUCUCUACCAGAUGAUCAGCGUGAACUUUCACCGGUAGACUUUGAAGAAUCGAAUUCUAUCAAAGUGCUGGGUUUGCAGUGGUGCCCAUCAAAAGAUGUAUUUUCAUACAAAGUCAAAUUUAAUCCGUCAAAUACAUGCACAAAACGUCACAUAUUAUCAGAAGCUUCAAAAAUCUUCGACCCGUUGGGAUUUCUUGCUCCUGUCAUCGUAGGAGUUAAAAUCUUGCUUCAGGAGCUCUGGAGAAAACAAAUCGCUUGGGAUGAAGAAGUUCCAGAUUCCUUAUCACAGCAAUGGAACUCUAUACGAAAUGAGCUACCCAUCGUCGAAUCUUUCGCUAUACCGCGAAUUAUGCUUCAAAAACAACGUUAUUGGGAACUGCACGGCUUCUGCGAUGCAUCUCUGGAUGCAUACGCAGCAGUGGUCUAUUGUCGAAACGUCAACUCGGAUAAGUCUACUUCGGUUACUCUCGUCGCUGCAAAAUCUAAGGUCGCUCCAUUGAAAGUUUUAUCUCUUCCAAGGCUUGAGUUUUGUGGCGGCUUAUUACUCGUUCGUUUGGUAAACAAAAUCAAGCUCUCUUUACAGGUACCAGAAGUUAAUGUAUUCUGUUGGACGGACUCAUCAAGUGUCUUGCAUUGGUUUUGGUUGGCCGCAUCUCCAAAGAAAUGGUCGGUCUUCAUUGGAAAUCGAACAUCCGAAAUUCUGACAUCAAUGCCUUUUAAAUUGUGAAACCAUGUUCGAUCUGCUUCUAAUCCUGCUGAUGCCGCGACAAGAGGACUGCUGCCAUCAAUGUUAAAAACAAAAGGUAUCUGGUGGGAAGGUCCAGGAUGGCUUAGUAAAGAUAGAGACCAAUGGCCUUCGUCUAGUGACAUUUCAGAAGACAUCGACACUCAGCAGUUGGAAGAGCGUAAGACAAACAAAAUAGUUAAUGUUUUUCUGUCUAAUCAAGAUCCAAUCCUUCCAUUCGAUAACAUCACUAAUAAUUGUUCAAGUUGGUUGAAAGUAGUGCGCGUAGCAACAUACGUUAUUCGGUUUAUCGACAAUUAUUUUAGACCAAAAGAACUCAGGAUUCUUAAUCCGAUUUCCACUGAUGAGUUAUCCUUUGCUAAAAACCUAAUCAUAAAAUAUGUUCAAUCGUCCCUAUUCAGUUCUGAAAUUAAUUGGUUAAAAUCUAAUAAACAGCUUCCUUCAAAAAGCAGACUUUUAAGUUUGAAUCCAUUCAUUGACUCUAAAGGUGUUCUUCGUGUCGGUGG